AUUUGUUAGAAAUGUGACUGAUAAUCUUGUUGUAAACGGAACAUCAACAAUUUCACUGACGAAGUCAGGUUUUAACUGACUGCUUUAAAAUGAAGCGCGUCAGACAUGUCACUGCAGACUGAUAUUUAACGACGAUAUAGCUCGGAUGUCUGAAGUAAAGGUCCUUGGACAUAUCCAUAACUUGCGGCUAUACGUGUCACUUCGGUAUAGAUCUGAGACAAUAGGAGCAGUAAAUAACAAUUAGAAGAUACACAUAAACAAAUAACGAGUCUGACAGUACUGUUGUUUUUUAUGUGACAGGAAUACCACAUCUCUUCGAUUCGUCAAAAACCAAACCGUACUUACAGAGGGACACGAUGGAAUCUAUCAACAACACAGUUGGUUAUCAAAAUCAUCGUUAUUAUAGGAUUGAAGAUAUUGAUGAUUUGAAACACUUAAUUGGACCAAAAUCUCCAUUAUGGAGGAUUCUUGAAUCUCAUAAGGCAAACGUUCAGACGUUUGAAGCCUCAAAUGUCACAAGUCCAAACUCGACACUGUUAACAGACUAUGGUCCUACAUCUGCAGCCACAUAUAUCAUCGUUGUUAUAUUGGUGUAUGGUCUAUCAAUGGCUUUCAUUAUAGGAUCACUUAUUACGAAACGAAAGGAAGAGCACACUGCAGAGAAAGAUAUAAGACAGUGGGUCCAUAUAAACAGCGUACAGGAUCAGUUGAAAAGACAAAUAGCCAAACAAGCCGUGAAGAAAGUACUCCAUAGGCAAAACAGUGAAGUAAACACCAAUAACAUACCACGUAUCGAGGAAGAAGUCUCCUUACUAGUAGACUCCACGAGCUCACGAUCGAGUCAAUCUGCCCCAGAUUCUUCGAAUGUUGGCGCGGAUUCAAAAUCCAGAAAUGCUUUCACUAGACUCCCUUCGCUGGAUUCGUCAUUGGGAACAUACGACCUCUCGUAUGCAACCGAGGAUUUCAAGAAGGAGAUUUUUAGUGGUUUGGUCAGUAAUGGUACCAAUUCUACUCUCAGUGAUCUAGAUACAAGCACAAAUAACUGUAGUAACGGUACGACCAUUAAUGAUACAUCUGAUAACGUUAAUGUUAAUACUAGUGAGAGAGCUCAAGCUCAAUCGUUACAAAGGAGUAAUUCAUUCAAUAAUGCAGUGAAUUUUGGAUCGAAUACAUUUAUUGUUUAAUUUAAGCAAAUCAUUUUACACGUAUUGUUUCAUCAACGAUUUUUUGUUAUGGCUGCCAACUCUGCAACACAAGGGGCCCAUCACGUAGUACCAGAUGAACUUCUAUUGGAACAUCCCAGUUAUAUAUUCAAAUCUACCUUGAAUCUGCUCCAAUGUGACAUACAAAUUGGGUUGAGAUGCCCAUCAUAAUAUAGUUCAUUAGUGCAGAAUAAUUUAUCGACACUAAACAAAGUCAGCUUUAAAAACUCACCCCCAUGACUCUAUCGGGUUUUGUACACGAUUUUGACAAAAUGUAUUUUCAAAACCGAUCGUGAAACAAUGAUGAUUUUAAAAAAAAUUAUGUUUCAUAAUGGUAUGCCAUGGAUACAGCUAAUGCCUACACAAUAUUUUAGAAUAAAGUGAUCUAUUUUAAGAUUUGUAUUGUUCGAAUGUCACUCUGGACCCAUUAGGUAAUCCGACAAGGAGAAACCAUCAACAUGAUUUAUUAAAAUAUAUCAACAACCGUAUGAACAUUGUUAAUUAUCAGAGAC
Owenia fusiformis is the source of this 1714-nucleotide messenger RNA. Lineage: Eukaryota; Metazoa; Annelida; Polychaeta; Sabellida; Oweniidae. The record is from the annotation of a GenBank genome assembly.